UCAAACUUCUGUCAAAAUGGAGAAAUUGACAAAGCUGUUACAAUGCUCCAUAGCCACAUGGUGUACCAGGAUGUGAUCUCCACUGACGACCUUUCUGCCCUCUUCCUUCACUGUAGCCAUAGAAACCACCACCACCACUGCUGCAAGCUUCUGCCCCUCCUGGUGGAGAAGCAAUGUGCUGUACAACAGUUACUUGAUGAGAUGGUGUCAAUGUGCAGGCAGCAGCCACCCUCUCCACCCAUCACACAGUUGCUAUGGGCAACCAUCAACCUAGCCAAACAACAUCAAAUCAAAUUGGCCGAGUCGUCAGUUUUAGCUAUACUCGGGUGUUUUGAGCAGAUGUGUGCGUGGGCAUGGUACUGGGAAACCGUCUGUUGGGUUGUCAGUGGAGCAGGUACGCACCAACCAAUGAAAAAGAUGCAUUUGGGGGUGAAGGUGGCACUCAACAGACAUGUGCAGACAGCAUUGCAGGUGGCACUCAACAAUCCAGAUAAUCUAAUAUAUCCGGCUGUUAAACUGCUAGACACAAUGGAAACAGAUCAAUUGCAUAGCCUAGAUGAACAGGUAUUCCAAAACCUAAUGGCCAUGUUUGCUGCCCAGGAGGUGGACACGAGAAGAUUUGUGUAUGCCCGCUCGUUGAACCUUCCCGGCACAAGGCAGUCACCAUACAUGCUUAUUGCUACCAAGCUGGAUACCCCUGGGAGGAGUUUUACCCCUACAGACUUCUUGAACGUAUCAACCCCUUCACCUGGACAGUUCGAGAACCAGCCUGGUGAAUCAGGGACUGGUACACAGGAUGGGAAAGGGAAAAGUGAUGGAAAUGAAGACAGAAGCUUUAAAGCAGUAGUGGCCAAAAUAGAGCAUGCUGGAGAGGUGUUAGACUGGGGUAAAAUGGCGUGCAUAUAUAUUGACGAGUGUCAGCAUUCCUCCCCGAUGGACUCGCGCCUGUUACACGAGUUUCAGAAGGCGUUCCUGCGGUCAUCCCUGUCUGUGAUUGGUCACACUUGGGAUGACUUCUAUCGACAAGUUAUCCAGAUAAACAAAAACAAGUUGUGUGAGGACCCCAACCUUGAGGUUGACGUGGGAGGGCUGAGUUCACUAGGCCGUGAGUUGUUCUGUGAGGCAUACAGGGCCAAGGAGUGGAAUCAGGCAUUCUGGGUCCUCCUGGUGUGUCAGAAUAGGGGCUGCUCUUUCCUGGGACCCACCCCCGCUUGGAAUCUCAAGCCAAGAACCAGGAAUGGAGGGAGUGGGGCCCCUGCCGAAGAACGUGUUGAUCUGGAGCAGGGCAAUAUCUGUCUAAUGGCUCUUGCCAUAGAUUGCUGUCUGAAGGCGGAUAAUCCUAAAUUAGCAUCUCGACUAGUCAAUGAAACAGCAAUCAAGGAUUACCCUAGUGAGGCCAGGGCAGAGAUAGUUUCACAGUUCACCAGUCUUCUACAACAGCUGUGUGCCUGCUCCUUGCUUCAGGAGGCCUUCCAUGUGCUCAAAACUGCAACGAGCCUCAUGUUUCAAGCAGGAAGUGAAAUGGUGCAUUCAGAUGAAUUUGAUGUGUCUGAGACUGGCGGGGACCUGUUGCUCUGUUGUCUACGGCAAGAGCAGAUCGACCUCGCCCUCAAGGUAUAUCACCUGCUUCGUGGCCUUCAGGUGCCUGCCCGUAUUCAUGACGACGUGAACCGCUCAGUCCUCAACGCUCUUGCACGCAUGGGAAAGCCAGACAUGGCACGGGAAGUCUACCACCAGCUGCAGGAUACCAUUCUGUUUAAGGAGCAGAGUCUCAAGUCCCCAAGGUGUAUAGUUCUCCAUCAAAGCAACUCUCGUGAGGAGAUAACUCUGAUUGUAAACAAGUACCUUUCCACGCUGUACAGGAAAUUCUCGGAUCAUCUUCGUAGUAACAAGCCCCUGUCAAGAGACAAACUCCUCCUGACAGUUACCUUUAACCCAGACACGAGGUUCUGUCCAAAUAGGCAGAAGUUACCAUACCUCCCAAGUUACCCAGUCACCCUGAAGGAAGUGCAACAGUUGCUAGGGCGACCAGACCAUGUUACACCUCCCUUGACCUCUGAACUUGAUGGGGAGCAGCUAUUGGUGGAGCCCAGGAGUCUAGAGGAACAUCUGCGGGCCUUGCAUGAUGCAUGCGACGUUGAUGUUAACAUCUCUGAACAAAAAGUUGCUAUACAUAAACAACUGGACAUCCAAAAUAUUCCCAUGAGCCCAGAGGUGCACUUACCAAGUGGUGGGCUCAGUUCUCCACAAGCCCAGGAUACGCAUUUUCCCAAUGAAGGGUCAAACACUUCAUCCAUUUUAUUCUCUGACUGUGGCAGCCAUCUUGUCAACGUUUCCUCGAGUUGGGAGGAGCAGGAUCUUUUCUCUUUGACACCAAUGUCAACCGAUUGUGCUGUUCAACCUGUUGCUAUGAAUACAGAUGAGGUUCAUGCUGUUGCUACAAAUACAAAUGAGCUUUACACUGUUGCUGUGGAUACAAAUGGGGUUCACUCUGUUGCUACAAAAACAAAUUGGGUAAAUACUGUUGCUACGGACACAGAUGAGCUUAACACUGUUGCGAUGGAUACAGAUGGUGCCCACACUGUUGCUAUGGACAUAGAUUGCAUUCACACUGUUUCUAGAGAUACAGACGAGGUUCACACUGUUGCUUCUGAUUCACACAGAGUUUGUACUGUUGCUAUGGAUACAGACAAAACUCAAGGUUUUUCAUCCAUCAUUCCGGAAGUGUGUGAUAAUAAGGAUGAGGGGGAUCAAGUAUUGCAACCAUCAAACUGUGAGAGAACCUUUGCUACCACCAAGAACCUCAAUGAUAAUGUCUCUACCUUGCCAGGACUGGAAAUAAAUGGUGAACAUACAAGUUUUUCGGGACAAGAGUGUUUACAACAUGUGGUGUCAAGUCAGAAUCAUCAAGAACCGUGGCAGGAAAAAGUGCUAUAUGCUAACAUGGCCCAUGAUAUUUCAAAAGGUAUGAAAACAGCUACUCAUGGUGUUAAAUCUGAUGCUAUGUUUGCAUCAUCAUAUUCUCCUGCGACAUGUUUACCAUCACUUACUGAUACCGUACCAAAUGUUCAUAGUUUAGACACUAGUGACCAUGAUCGAUCAAUCAGUAUUGCAAGUUCAGAUGUAGAUCCCUCGUCUCCUGCCAUAUCUGGGGAAGGCAUGUUACUGUCACCACUCUCUCGACCAAGUAGCUGUAGUACAGACUUGGAUGAUGAGGAGGAUGUGGACGUCCGGGACAAACCACCUGCACUUGUUAUUCACAGAGUGUAAAAAUGGAAGAAUUUGUAACUCUUUUACUUCGAUUUUCCAUUCAUGGAGUUCGGCCAAAUCAUAAUACGUCACUAUACAUAAAAACACAAAAACAGGAAUCUGAAAAUUGAAAUAUGCAAACAUUCGAAUAAUAAACUGGUGUCAACAUAAUCAAAGGAUUUUCGCGUCACAUCGAAUGUGCUAGAAUCUUCAGCCAUUUUUCCAAAUAAUGGGACAAUAACUAUAAAAAGAAUUCUUAGGACUUGAACACCUUUCCCCAUUGGAAAAGAUCCUCAAACCAACAACUUCUGUUAAGGAUGUACAUAGGACAAUUGAACAAAUCAGUGAAAUUGAAAUCAACGAUGAUUUGAGGGUAAUAUUUGAAGACAUGUCCCUGUUGGAAACAUCAACUGCAGUUCAAAUAGCCUUAUUUCGUGAUUAAGGUCGAUACAAUUGAGGAAAUGGAUAUUGAAACAAUUGAAGAUAUAAUACAGAAAAUUUCAUCUGUGUGAGAUUAUCUUAAAUCAGUAAAUCAAAUUGAAACAAUGUCAAAUUCACAACCCUUCUAGCAGAGAGAAAGUUGCCAUUUUUUUAUCAUCAUCAUCAUCAUCAUCAUCAUCAUCAUCAUCAUCAUCAUCAUCAUCAUCAUCAUCAACAAAUCAUCAACAAAAAAUUGUCAAACUGAGCCAUUUCUUUUUGCUGUAUGAAAUACUAUAAAAAAAUAUAUAUGUGGCUAAUUUUCAUGCUAGAACAUUAUUCUCUCCAAAACCACAGUGGAUCUAACCUUUCACAAUUGAAAUAUGUCUCCCACAUUCAUGGUAAAGUUUGUUUUAAGGUCAAAGAAAAAGGUUACAUGACUAUAGUUUCUGUCCAUUCCAUUUCUCUUGAACUGCUUGAAGGAUUUUGAAACUUGCCACAAACUUUCACCAUAUUCAGAUGAAGUCACACUUAAAGGUCAAAGGUCAUAUGACUAGGUUCAACAUAUUAUUAUCAGAUGUGCAUACAUGUAGUUGCAUACCUCAGUUUUAAAUUACAUAAACAACUUUAGUUUAGUCUAGUCAAGUCUAGUUUACUUUAUUACUGUACUGGGGUGUUUAAAGUAAAAUUAUGAACAAUAUUGGCAAUGAUAUAUGAUGAUUAAAAGUGCAACUAUGUUAUUUACAACAAUUAAAGGAUAUUAAUACCUGUUACUAAAAGCUCAAACUUGAAUAUGGUUUCCUGCGCCCUGUAUAUCUCAUAUCGGGUCACCUACUAACCCCGUAACGUAUAUAUCAUGUUGACCGCCUGUUAACAUGUUUAAAUAUUUUAUUUAUUCAUCGAAAUAUUCAUCGGAAACAGAAAAUAGACGCCAUUUUGGUACGAUAUAAAUUUGGUGACCCAAUAUGGAAAAAAAUAUGGGGUCAGCACGUGACCAGUCCUGGACCAAUGACGUUGCUUCAUUUAUGUUGGAGGCAUGAUAUUAUAAGUUACGGGGUUACUGUAGGUGUCCCGAUAUGGGAUAUACAAGGCAACGGAAACCAUAUCGGGUGAGAACAAAGGUCGAAUUUGAAUAUGGUUUCCUGGCACCGUAUAUCCCAUAUCGGGUCACCUACUAACCUGGUAAUGUAUAUAUCACAUUGACAACCUGUUUAAAUGUUUCAUUUAUUCAUCAGAAUCGGUAAAUAGACGCCAUUUUUAUUAAGAUAUAAAUUUGUUGACCAAAUAUGGAAAAAAAUAUGGGGUCAGCGCGUGACCAGUCCAGUGGACCAAUGGCAUUGCAUCAUUUAUGUUAGAGGCGUGAUAUAGAUCUGUAUAUUGUCCAGAAUCACUGCAAAUAAACAAGUCUCAGAUCUAUAUUUAGAAAUCACUGACAUAGGUCAUUAUUAUAAUCAAUUGAGCAAAUUUAGCUGAUAUAUAACCAAUUGAGAAUGCACCCUGAUUGUUUUUAUACUAGAAAUCAUGCAGAAAAAGGUGUAAUAAAGGAUACAUGUAUUUUCAUUUAGCCAAACUAAUAAAUGACCCAAAAAAUUGACUGAGUGAAAUAGCACAUUACUAACCUACAGUUUAAUGCAUUAAAAGUUAUAAUAGUAAAUAAUAAGGAUUAGGUCUCGAAAAAAGUGCCCUCUUGUUGGUGAAAAGUGGCUUAUUUCUUACUUUUUUUAACAUUGACAAUGCAAAGUAACAUACACAACACACAUAAUUAACUGCUGUAUGAAUAAAAUCUUACCGUUAUUAAAAGAUAAACAAUAAAACCUUUUUCCAAUGUCAUGUUAAACAUACAUGUAACAGCCAUUGAAAUCAUCUUGAAUAUCAGAAUGCAUACAGUCUCCUUUAUACGUAGUGAUGGUGGGUUUAAACAAGAUCAAAAUUAAUAUUUGGGUAUCAAACAUUGAUUACAAACAUGCCAUAUCCCCCUGUGGAGGGAAAAAUCCCCCAGAAUUUCGACCCUUCACCUGGUCCCCCACUGGGGGAUUUAUAUCCCAUGGAAUGAAAAAAAAAAAAAAAAAAAAAAUUAUUAUAAUUUUGCAAAAAACUGUCUAAAGGUUGACAGUGAAAAGCAUCCAUAAUAUUAUGAUUUCAAAAAUUUAUUGUAACAUAAGUGUGUUUCUGUUUUUUUCUUACAUAAAUGUAGAUAUUGCGCUUGAUUUUGCUGUGUAAAAAUCUCCUAGUGUAAUACCAAAAUCCCCUGGAAUUCAGACCAAAAUCUCCUGGGAAGCCUCUCAGAAAUGUGGCGUGUAUGUAUGUGAUAUUGUGUUUUUGUUAUGAAAACGAUUUUGAAAGUAUUGAUUGAUUUUAUUUAUUUUUCGCUAGACAAUUAAUUUAUUUUAUCUGACCUACGGUCUACAGCAUUUCUUGUGUUUAAACAUGUACAAAUAAUAUAAUAUGAUUGUUAAUAUAUAGUUUUAUUGUCUUUUGAUUGUUGUUUUAAUUAUACAGUACAUUUUAUUGUAGAUUUAUAAAUUCUUAUGAUAUGUAAUACAAUGCUCAUAAAUUUACAAUAUUAUUAAUAUUAUCCCAUAAUGAAUGGUGAAAUAAACUUUGAAAUGUU
This is a messenger RNA of Mya arenaria, 6277 nucleotides long. RefSeq lists its product as uncharacterized. The record is from RefSeq and is a predicted model, not a curated record. The coding region runs from base 43 to 3270 and encodes 1075 amino acids. The transcript has 14 exons. Lineage: Eukaryota; Metazoa; Mollusca; Bivalvia; Myida; Myidae. Gene Ontology annotation, molecular function: protein binding.